Molecule: messenger RNA, 378 nt
Organism: Thermothielavioides terrestris NRRL 8126
Lineage: Eukaryota; Fungi; Ascomycota; Sordariomycetes; Sordariales; Chaetomiaceae
Exons: 3
Coding region: 1-378 (125 amino acids)
Source: RefSeq, a predicted model, not a curated record
AUGGCUCUCCAAUUCGACCAGCGAGUCACCGACCUGCUCCAGAAACAAGGCGCUAUGCGGGUCGCCGUCUUUUUGCGAAGCAAAUCGCCCCUUUAUUCCCUCGGGAACGACGAGGUGGUCAUCAGCGCAUGCCGCACACUCGGCAUCGACCCGGUAGCGAGCCGCGCCAGGCUCAUGACCAUCCUCGAGUGGGACUAUCUGACCAUCUUCGCCUUCAACCUCUGGUUUGACGACUACGACUGGGCCACGGCACACCACAAGCUGGGCAGCCAAGAGUUCCGCGACAAGGUCAACGACUUCGUCGCGAGCCAGCACGAUCGCCACGGCUGGGAUGCGAAGCCGCCCUAUCUGGAGGACCACACGCUCCCGGGCGUCUAG